This is a messenger RNA of Impatiens glandulifera, 1167 nucleotides long. RefSeq names its product adenylate isopentenyltransferase-like. Gene Ontology annotation, molecular function: tRNA dimethylallyltransferase activity; AMP dimethylallyltransferase activity. The record is from RefSeq and is a predicted model, not a curated record. NCBI's taxonomy places the organism in Eukaryota, Viridiplantae, Streptophyta, Magnoliopsida, Ericales, Balsaminaceae. Gene Ontology annotation, biological process: cytokinin biosynthetic process; tRNA modification. Bases 1 to 1167 code for a protein of 388 amino acids. Gene Ontology annotation, cellular component: mitochondrion. The transcript has a single exon.
AUGUAUGCACUCAACAGCAACAACCUCUCUAUCUAUCUCUUCCUUCUUAUGACCCUACUAUUACUACUACUAUCCUUCUCAUUCCUCUCCAGAAGAGGAUCAUAUCUUCAUCACAAAUCAUCUCAUCAUCAUCAUCAUCAGAAGAUCUUCUUCCUUCUAUCCACCCCGUCGCCCAAUCUUCCUCUUGUUGCUGCUGCUGCUGCUGCUGCAAUAAUGCCCCACCAAUAUUUUAUGAAUCGCCGCCGAUACUCAUCAUCAUCACAAAAGCCAAAGAUCGUCGUUAUCAUGGGUCCCACCGGCUCCGGCAAAUCUCGUUUGUCCAUGGAUCUGGCCACCCGUUAUUUCCCCAGCUCCGAAAUCAUCAACUCCGACAAGAUCCAAGUUUACAGAGGACUCGACAUUACCACUAAUAAAAUCCCUCUCCACCAACAACUCGCCGUGACUCACCAUCUCCUAGGAGAUAUUCAUCCCCGUCGACGACCAGAGUUUACUCCCUCCGAUUUCCGGGCUGCAGCCGCUUCCGCCAUCUCCCUUAUUACCGAUAGGAAGAACCUACCUUUAGUUGUGGGAGGCUCCAAUUCCUUUAUCUACGCCCUAAUAGCCGACAACCACAACCACAACAUAGAUGAUGAUGACGAUGAUGAUAUUAGUAAUGAUAAGGUGGUGGUGGUCGGACAACGGUACGACUGUUGUUUCAUUCGAAUAGACGUUUCAUUCCCCGUGUUGAAUCGGUACCUGGUUGAGCGAGUUGACGAGAUGAUGGGGUGUGGAAUGUUGGAAGAGCUGGAGGAGUUCUUCAAAUCGGAGGAAGGAUUAUCUCCGGUGGUUGGGGGGUUGAGGAAAGCUAUAGGGGUGGCGGAAUUGGAGGAGUAUUUUAGGGGAGGGGUUGAGGAGAAAAGCGAUCGGCCUGCGUUAUUAUUGGAGAAGGCGAUUGGGAAUAUAAAGCGUAACACAUGUGAGCUGGCGAGGAGGCAGGUGGAAAAGAUCAGGAGACUGACAAACGGAGCAGGCUGGGAGAUGCAUAAACUCGACGGAACGGAGGCCAUGAGAGCUGCGAUUGCGGCCGGCCAAGGACGCUUAUCCGCUGAGGAAGCCACCGAAAUAUGGGAAACCCAACUUCUACACCCAAGCGUGAAGAUUGUGAAGCAUUUUUUGUUGGAUGAGUAG